UUGCAAACGGCAUGGUGUCAUGAGUGGUGGCUGCUUUUAAGUUGACGGUCAUUUCUGAACAGAGCCGGUCUGGAGUUUAUCCUCGCGCUGUGAGAUAAAAGAAGCUUUUCAGCACUACAGUGGACACUGCGAAAGAAAACUGUAAACAGCCCAUGGCGUUAACUGUGAACUGGUGGACACUGGCUUUGAGCGCCUGUCUCGUGCUGAUGGUUCGCGCCGAAUGCAGCAGAGACUGUGCGCUCUGCGUUUACCGGCUGUUCCGUCAACGGACAGAAAUGGACACACUGACCUGCUCAUUACAGUGUGAAGGGACAGUGGACUCCAGAAAACUAGAAAUCUGCAAAAACAUCCUCAGUGAAGAAGAUCGCCUUGCAUUGGACAACCUCAGACAAGAGGAAGAGAGUGCAGACCAUCUUCUCACCAAAAAAUAUGGUGGAUUCAUGAAGCGUUAUGGGGGCUUCAUGAUCAAGAAAGCAGCAGAGAUUGGCAUGGGAGCCCCACCUGAGAAGGACGGCAUAGAGGUCAUUAGUAAGAAAUAUGGAGGCUUUAUAAAGAAGGACAAGGUAGAAGGUGGAGUGGAAGACCAACAGGUAGAGCUGUUGAGAGAGAUCCUCAGGGUAGGUCUCACCUCAGAGUCAGAUGAGCAUCAUGAUAGGGAUAUGGUCAAGCGCUAUGGGGGAUUUAUGAGGAGUGUACAGGGUUUAGGGGAGGCAGGGAGAGACUUGCACAAGAGAUAUGGGGGGUUUAUGCGCAGAGUGGGCAGGCCUGACUGGUUGGACAACCAGAAAAGCAGUGGGUUUCUGAAACGCACUUGGGAGGAUGGAGGCGAGACUGUCCUGCCCAACAUGCAGAAGAGAUAUGGUGGAUUCAUGGAUUAGAAUGUAAACAUGGACACCAAUUGUCAACAAUCUGUUCCUACUUUAUGUAGAGCUUGCACAGUAUUGUACUUGCACUGUAAUUUAAUGUGAUGCCAUUGUAAUUAAUAUUUUUUUUAUGGCUGAAUAUGCCUCCAUAAUGUGAAGUACAGUUACAUUUGUGUUCUCAGUGAAUACGGCUUGUGUAAAAAA
Messenger RNA from Carassius carassius (crucian carp), 1067 nucleotides. Its product is annotated as proenkephalin-A-like. Gene Ontology annotation, cellular component: dendrite; plasma membrane; neuronal cell body. The record is from RefSeq and is a predicted model, not a curated record. The transcript has 4 exons. The coding region runs from base 153 to 878 and encodes 241 amino acids. Gene Ontology annotation, molecular function: opioid receptor binding. NCBI's taxonomy places the organism in Eukaryota, Metazoa, Chordata, Actinopteri, Cypriniformes, Cyprinidae. Gene Ontology annotation, biological process: neuropeptide signaling pathway; sensory perception; chemical synaptic transmission.